Messenger RNA from Trematosphaeria pertusa, 768 nucleotides. RefSeq lists its product as uncharacterized. Bases 1 to 768 code for a protein of 255 amino acids. The transcript has 2 exons. The record is from RefSeq and is a predicted model, not a curated record. Lineage: Eukaryota; Fungi; Ascomycota; Dothideomycetes; Pleosporales; Trematosphaeriaceae.
AUGCCGCGCCCUGACCUGGCCUCUAUCGAUGUCAACUACCGCCGCAUCCCAGUCAUGGCGAUCGGAAGGGAUGUCUACUGCGACUCGCGCCUGAUAAUCGCGAAGCUUGAAUCGCUUUAUCCAAAUAGCGCAUUGACGCCGCGUACACCCACUGAAGUGGGCAUUCGCAAGCUCCUUGAAAACUGGACCAUUGAAGGCGGAGUCUUUUGGAAUGCGGUUAAGAUGAUGCCGUACUGGACGCCAAACGGCUUAAUACAGGACAAAGCCUUCUUGGAUGACAGAGAACGGCUUACUGGUCGUCGUAUGACAACGAAACAUAUGGAGGCCAAUCGCCCAGACAGGCUCCAGCACCUACGCCAAGCCUUCGAUAUCUUAGAGACUACAUUCCUCGCAGAUGGGAGGAAAUGGAUACUGGGGGGUGACGAACCAACGCUCGCGGACAUCGACGCGGGGUCAUUGUCUGAGGAAUUCGUGAGCGAGAGGGAGUUGCCUAUGACCUUCGCAUGGGUGCGUAGGUUCAAGGACGAAGUCGAGAGGAAGAAAACUCUAAGUCCGAAGCCGACGAGGCUUGAGCGAGACGCAAUGUGCGACCGGGUGAUGAACACUUCUGCCCAACCAGAACCGGUGGAAAUCAUCCAAGGGGAUCCAUUGUGCCUCAAGCCUGGAGAUAAAGUCGAAACCUUUGCCUCGGACUACGGAUCAGCUCACAAAGACUGCGGGGCUAUUAUUGGGCUGGCUCUGACCGAGGUCGUUAUCCGCAAUUCGUAG